CCUCCACUGCCGCCGCCAAUGGCUGCCCGACCGCUUCCCGCGUCCUUUGCACGCCGUGUGCUCUCGUCGCAUGCCCAUUAUUCUCCGCCACUCGCCCGCCUCAGAAUCGCCGCCUCGCCCUCUCUCCACUUCAACUUCGCUGCAUCGAGACUAUACCGACCAGCUCUACGGAUAGCAGGCCAGCGGAGGGCACUUUCAUCCACAGCACGUGUCAAGCUUGCCCAGCCAGAUGAUGCCUUUGACAUACGGCAGGCAGAACGCGAAUCCGACCAGGUCGAUGUCUGCAUCGUCGGUGGCGGGCCGGCAGGGCUUUCGGCCGCCAUUAAGUUGAAGCAGCUGGCAAAUGAGGCGGGAAACGAAGACUUCCGCGUACUGGUGCUGGAGAAGGCUGGAGACCUUGGUGACCACAUCGUCUCAGGCAAUGUCAUCGAGCCCUCGGCUCUCGAUGAAUUGCUUCCCGACUGGAAAGAUGAAGCCAAUCCGAACCGUUUCGAGCACAUCACCCCUGCCAAGGAGGAUCGAAUGCGCUUUCUCACCAAGACCGGCUCCAUUCCCAUGCCCAAGCCUCCACAGAUGAACAAUCAUGGCAAUUACAUCAUAAGCUUGAACCAGCUAGUCAAAUGGCUAGGCGAACGUGCCGAGGAGGUUGGCGUGGAAGUCUACCCUGGCUUUGCAGCAUCGGAGAUUCUAUACAACCACGAAGGUGUGGUGACGGGUGUCGCAACCAAUGAUCUGGGUAUCUCACGGUCCGGCGAACCCAAGGACUCGUUUGAGCGGGGCAUGGAGUUUCAUGCACGCGUCACACUGCUCGGGGAAGGUGCUCAUGGCAGCUUAACCAAGCAGGUCGUGAAGAAGUUCGACCUUAGGCGGGACAGCCAACACCAGACGUACGGCCUUGGAAUCAAGGAGGUCUGGGAGAUACAGCCGGAGAAGUUCCAGUCAGGCCUCGUCGUACAUUCCAUGGGCUACCCUCUUCCCAAAGAUACCUAUGGCGGCGGAUGGAUGUAUCACUUCGGUGACAACAUGGUGAGCAUCGGCCUCGUGGUGGGUCUGGACUAUCCCAACCCGUGGCUUGCGCCUUACGGCGAGUUUCAAAAAAUGAAGCAUCACCCUCUGUACAAAGAUGUACUGGAAGGCGGCAAGUGUAUUUCUUAUGGUGCUAGGACUUUAAACGAGGGUGGAUUUCAAUCCAUACCCAAGUGCGCAUUCCCAGGUGGUGCCUUGAUAGGGGACACUGCCGGCUUCCUCAAUGUGCCUAAAAUCAAGGGUACUCACACAGCCAUGAGAUCUGGCAUGUUAGCCGCAGAAGCAACCUGGGAUGCAUUGCAGGAUAACAAGGAUGGGACCGUCUUCCUAUACGACUACGAAGACAAGCUGCGCAACUCGACCAUCUGGAAAGAGCUGAAGCAAGUAAGGAAUAUGCGGCCUUCCUUCCACACCCCGCUAGGUUUGUAUGGUGGUAUCCUAUACUCAGGUCUGGAAGCAUACGUACUACGCGGCAAAGCUCCCUGGACGCUGAAGCACGGGAAGCCCGAUCAUGCUUCCACUAAGCAUGCCGAUCAGUGCCAAAAGAUCGACUACCCCAAACCCGACGGCAAGAUCAGCUUCGAUAUUUUGACAAGCGUUAGCCGGAGCGGCACCAACCACGAAGAAGAUCAGCCCGUUCAUUUGCAUGUGGAAGACUGGGACGCACACGCUCAAAAGGAAUGGCCUGCAUACAAGGGCGUGGAGAACCGGUUUUGCCCUGCAGGCGUGUAUGAAUACGUCGAGGACGACAGCAAAGAUCUGGGCGUGCGCUUCCAGAUCAACUCGCAAAACUGCGUUCACUGUAAGACGUGCGACAUCAAAGUGCCGGACCAAGACAUCACCUGGAAGACCCCCCAGGGCGGCGAAGGGCCAAAGUAUGUGUUGACUUGA
Molecule: messenger RNA, 1917 nt
Organism: Periconia digitata
Lineage: Eukaryota; Fungi; Ascomycota; Dothideomycetes; Pleosporales; Periconiaceae
Source: the annotation of a GenBank genome assembly